Molecule: messenger RNA, 678 nt
Organism: Mauremys mutica (yellowpond turtle)
Lineage: Eukaryota; Metazoa; Chordata; Testudines; Geoemydidae
Product: putative butyrophilin subfamily 2 member A3
Exons: 5
Coding region: 106-678 (190 amino acids)
Source: RefSeq, a predicted model, not a curated record
UAUGUAGCUGUGAUGCUGGGAGUAACUUUCCAGACCUGAAGAUGAGCUCUGUGUAGCUCAAAAGCUUGUCUCUCCACCAACAGAAGUUAACCCGUUAAAAUCCCUAUGGGAAUUCGCAGGUGCUCCUUGCCCUGCCUGUGGGUUGGAAACGGACUCUUCUCCACAGACCUCAGUGGUUUCCCUGCCCAUAGCCUGGAUCAGUGGGGUUGUGAGGGACAGGCUGCAUGGUGGGAGGCUGGAGUUGAUUCCGUCCUAGAAGAGAAGCACUUAAUUAGUGUGUGUUUGUUUCUGAUUCUCUGUUACCUAGAUGAUCUUCAAAGAGAACUUGACUGGAGAAGAAACAUCAUCUGCCCAGGGCUGGGAAGUUCUGCGCCACCUGUACAAGAAGUGAAUGUGACUCUGGAUCCAGACACAGCUCAUCCCAACCUCGUCCUGUCUGAGGAUCGGAAAAGUGUGAGAUGGGAAGACACAUGGCAGCAUCUGCCCAACACCCCUGAGAGAUUUGACACUGAGCCCUGUGUGCUGGGCUGUGAGGGAUUCACCUCGGGGAGACACUACUGGGAGGUGGAGGUGGGGGGUGGGGGACACUGGGGCCCUACCCUCACUCUGCCCCAGACCGUGCCCCCGCUCUGCUCAGCCACCACGACUCACCAGACCUCUCCUCUCCUGUUCCUGUGA